UGGUGGGCGGGGUCGGCCGAGCCCUGCUGGCUCGGUCUUCACGGCUGACCCGGGACCCAUAGGGGCGGCGCCAUUAAGGCCACGCCUCCAGCGUUGAUUCCGGGCGGCUCUGGAGCGAAGUCCCAGGCGCUGAAUGGGUGGAGACUCGAGACCCUUCUCUGAGAGGCUAGGGACGGGCCCGCCCCGUCAGUCUCUUCUAUUCUUCCGGUUUUUGGUGGCUGCGCCGCCUCCCUCCGAAGCGUGAGGAUACACCCUUUCGAGAGCCUGCCAUCCUUCUCCUUUCAGCUUCAAACCCCUCUGAAUUGCUCCGGGACAACUCCAGCCCAACAUUCUCGUUCUCGCUCUCGCUCUCGCUCUCGUUCUCGUCCCUUGGAGGACCUCGGCCCCGGCACUGCCCCCUUUCCUGGAUGUACUGGCCCCUCCCAACCCUAUAAAAUGUCCAAUAACCUACAAAGGGUCUUCUUGAAACCUACAGAGGAAAAGUCAGGCAACGCCUCGCAUUGUGUUUCAGGCUGCAUGUACCAAGUAGUUCAGACGAUUGGCUCGGAUGGAAAAAAUCUUCUGCAAUUACUUCCAAUUCCUAAUUCCUCUGGAAAUCUUAUGCCACUAGUUCAAUCUUCAGUCAUGUCUGAUGCUUUGAAAGGGAAUACAGGAAGUCCAGUUCAAGUUACUUUUCAGACUCAGAUUUCCAGCUCUUCCACAAGUGCAUCAGUUCAAUUGCCCAUUUUUCAGCCAGCCAGUUCUUCAAACUAUUUUCUUACAAGAACAGUAGAUACAGCAGAAAAAGUUAGAGUUACUUCUGUGGGAACUGAAAAUUUUACCUCAUCAGUUUCUAAAGUUCAGAGUCAUGGUGUGAAAAUUGAUGGACUCACCAUGCAAACAUUUGCUGUUUCUCCCUCUUCAACACAAAAUGAUUCAUCUUACAUUUUAGUAAAUACCCAGAGUCUCCCAAUGACUGUGAAGUCUCCGGUUUUGCCUUCUGGGCAUCAUUUACAGAUUCCAGCCCAUGCUGAAGUGAAAUCUGUACCAGCGUCAUCAUUGCCUCCUUCAGUUCAGCAAAAGAUACUUGCAACUGCCACCACAAGUACCUCAGGAACAGUUGAGCCCUCCCAAAUACCUACUGUUAUUUAUGUAUCUCCUGUAAAUACAGUGAAAAAUGUAGUUACCAAGAACUUUCAAAACAUUUACCCAAAACCUGUUACAGAAAUAGCAAAGCCAAUGAUUCUAAACACCACACAGAUUCCAAUGAAUGUUGCUAAAGAGACACAGUUAAAAGGUGGUCAGCAUUCUCAAGCUGCUCCAGUGAAAUGGAUUUUUCAAGAAAAUCUACAGCCUUGCACUCCAUCUCUUGUUCCUGUUAAAUCUUCAAAUAAUGUGGCUUCAAAGAUUUUAAAAACUUUUGUAGAUAGAAAAAAUUGGGGAGAUAAUACUGUAAAUAUGCCACCAUUGAGUACCAUCAGUCCUAGUGGGACACAAUCCAAAAGUAUGCCUAUUAAAGAUAAUGCUUUGGUUAUGUUUAAUGGGAAAGUCUAUCUCUUGGCUAAAAAGGGGACAGAUGUUUUGCCAUCACUAAUUGACAAACAGAAUUCAGUUUCUUCUGAUAUUCCACCAAGAAAAGAUGCAUCACAGAUAGUGAGUUCAAGUCCAGUCACAGAAAUAUCCAGAGAGGUUGUAAAUAUUGUUUUGGCUAAAAGUAAAUCUUCCCAGAUGGAGACAAAAUCAGUUUCAAAUACUCAGCUUGCUUCCAUGGCCAAUUUAAGGGCAGAGAAGAAUAAGAAAGUGGAGAAACCAUCUCUUUCUGCCCCAAACCCACAUAGUAUGAACCAAUCUAUUAACUACUUAAAGCAGAGUAAGACUUUAUUCUCAAAGCCAGUCUUACCAGAUGGAUUUAGUACAGGACAAAAUGCCCCCAGGAAAGGAAAUAUCAUCCAGAGCAUAGAGAAAAUAAGUUCCUCUGUUGAUGCAACAACUGUUACUUCACAACAGUGUGUUUUCAGAGACCAAGAACCAAAGAUCCAGAAUGAGAUGGCAUCAACACUAGAAAAAGUUACUCAAGAAAGAAAUGACAAGAACAGUUCUCAACGAAGAAGCAAUAAGGCGUCAUAUCUGAAGAGUGAUGCUGAACUUAAAAAGAUAUGUGGUAUCACUAAAGAUUUGAGAGUGUGCCUUACUCGGAUUCCUCAGCAGUUGGGCUCUGGGGAAGGUUUUGAUUCCUUUAGCCCUUUGGUGAAGAAUGAAACUUACAAAGAGGCAGAGUUUAUAGUGAAGGAGGAAGGGAGAAAACAGCAGGGUAUUGAUAAGAAAAGAAAAGCAAAAACCACUAAGAAGAUGGAUCGUCCAAAGAAGAGAAGAACCAAUAGUGUUAAUAACACAACUAUAAAUGGAGGAGCUAAUGUCACCAGUUCCCAGCUCAUUAACAGUAUUUUACCAACUUCAGAUGUGUCAAACCAUAACAUCCUCACAAGCUGCAACAAAACCAGAGAAGAAAAGAGAACUGAGGUAGAGCAUUGUACUCACGGAAACCAAGAAAAAGGCACAUUGAGCUCAAGUACAGCUUUUGAGCAAAGCCAUUCCUUUAAUAAAAAUUAUACUGAAGAUAUUUUCCUGAUGACACCACCAGAGUUAGAAGAAACCAUUAGAGAUGAAAAGAUAAGAAGACUUAAGCAAGUGCUGAGAGAGAAAGAAGCAGCUCUUGAAGAAAUGCGUAAGAAGAUGCAUCAAAAAUAGUAAAAUGGCUGUUCUUAAAGGCAUCAAUGAAAUAGCUGUGUUUUUUCAUAUACUUUUGCAUUAAGUUAGUUAUAGGUGCAUUCUGAAAGUGUUUUUGAAUGUGAAAAUUGUCUUUUCAUCAGCUGAUUAUAAAAUUUUAUGUAAGAAAUACAGAAAACGUUAACUCACAUUUGACUUUUAUGAAUAACUCAUGGGAUAUCUGAAUCCUUGUCUAUAGAUACCUUUUUUUGGAAGGAAAAAUUUUCUAUUUUUCUAUUACUUCAACUAGAAUUCCCGAAGUUUGAAUAUUUGUUAUUGUUUGUAUGUUUAGCUAAAUUGCUCAGAUGUUAUUCCAGCAAUAGUUGAUUAUUGUGUACUUUUAAAAUUAUAUAAUCCAAGAUAGGAAAUCAGCUCAAAGCUUAACUUUACCAAUGAGCUUGUAUCUUUAUAUGUCUCUUUACCCGUAAAAUGACAAUACCUUCUACUCACCAUUGUUGUAAGUUUUUCUUAAAUUUUAUGAAAGAAAAUGUAUUAUAGCAGCAUUAUUAAAAAAUUCAAACAUUUCUCAAGAAUGAGGGAUGUUUGUUUUGUAACUUUUACAAAGUAGUUUCUUAUGAUACAAAAUGGGUUUUAGAAUUCAGGCUGUAUAAUGUAUUGUUUGCUUAAAGUGUAUGUUAUCUCUAGGCAAAUGCUUCCCUUUUUUGAAAUAUGUAAAUAUAUGACUAAGACUGUAGGAAAAGUAAAUCUGAACAUGGUCACAUUUAAUACUUUUUAAAAUUGUAAAGUGUAGCUUUUCUUAAUAGAGCCAGACAUUUUUAUCUCUGGUUAUCUUUGAUUUGGAGAGUUGGAGAGUGGUGUAGAGAUAGGGAUUAAGGGGAAGGAGGAAAAGGUUAUUUUUAAGAAAUGAUAAAUUCCUGGAAGUAAGGUCGAAUAAAACCUGGACAUUGGCAACAAAAUAGAAAAUAGAAAGUCAGAAAAGACUGAGAGGGAAUAAAACAAAUGCAAACUGAGUAUCAACUAGAUUCUCCUGCCCUCCCCCCCACUUUUUUUGGUAACAACUUUAUUAAGGUAAUUUGCAUAUUGUAAGUUUCACCCUUUUGAAGUGUACAGUUGUUAUUCACAGAGUUGUGUGACCAACAUGACCUAAUUUUAGAUAAUUUUCAUUAUCACCUAGAAAACUUCAUACUCAUUAGCAGUCACUCCCUAGACCCUUCUUUCCCCAUCCCUUGGCAACCCACCAGUACACUUUCUGUCUCUCUAAAUUUGCGUAGUUUAGGCAGUCAUAUGCAUGGAAUGAACCAUUCAGUAUAUUUUCCUUUGUGACUGAUUUCUUUGAGUUAGUUUAAUAUUUUCAAGGUUCGUCUGUGCUGUCAUAUGUAUUCAUACUUAAUUUUUUAAAUUGCUAAUAUUCCAUUGUAUGAAUAUACCAUACUUUGUUUAUCCAUUCAUUUAUGGACAUUUGGGUUGUGUAUACUUUGGCUACUAGGAUGUUAUAUUGUUGUGUUUUUCUGAAUGUUUGGGUAUAUGUUUUUGUGUGGACAUAAUGUUUUCAAGUCUCUUGGGUAUAUACCUAGGAGUGUAUACUGGACCAUACCCUAACUUUGAGGAGCUGCCAGAUUAUUCCCGGCAGAUUUUUCUCCCCCUUCAUCCUAUUUUGUUAAGGAUGCCAGUGACUACCAUGUUGCUAGAUCCAGUGGUUAGUUCUCAGUCUUCUUAAUUUAUCUAUCUGUGGGGAGAUUAGUUCAUGAAUUAAUUACCUCCUUUGAAAAAAAAAUUAAGCUUUAAAAAAAGAAGCAGUACAUGUCCAUUGUGGGAAAAUUGCAAAUACAACAAUCUAAAAUAUUAAAAAUUCACUUUCCUAUCAAGCUAAAAUAUUAAAUAUUGGAGCUUGGGGAUACAUAGUUAAAGGCUAUCAGUAAAUAAAUACCAUUUGAAGCCAUAUGUCUGAAUAACUUCACUUAGGGAAACAGUAUAAACAGAGAAGAAGGUGAAAUUGUGGGCUCAUGUCUUAGUACAAUUAAAGAUUGGGAAAAGGGCAGUCUCAAAUGAAUUUUGAGAAUCAAAAGCUUCUUGAAUGAAUGGUAUUUAUAAAUCCUUGGAUAGUGCCUGACAGCGAUGUAUCAGUAUUUGUUAAAUAAAAUCAUCUAAAAUCA
Cervus elaphus (red deer) is the source of this 4859-nucleotide messenger RNA. RefSeq names its product ligand dependent nuclear receptor interacting factor 1 (gene LRIF1). Gene Ontology annotation, biological process: regulation of DNA-templated transcription. NCBI's taxonomy places the organism in Eukaryota, Metazoa, Chordata, Mammalia, Artiodactyla, Cervidae. The record is from RefSeq and is a predicted model, not a curated record. The coding region runs from base 436 to 2727 and encodes 763 amino acids. The transcript is spliced from 4 exons. Gene Ontology annotation, molecular function: nuclear retinoic acid receptor binding.